Molecule: messenger RNA, 789 nt
Organism: Nothoprocta perdicaria
Lineage: Eukaryota; Metazoa; Chordata; Aves; Tinamiformes; Tinamidae
Product: KH domain-containing protein 3-like
Exons: 1
Source: RefSeq, a predicted model, not a curated record
AACGGCCCAACGGUGGGCRAGGAGUCAACGAUGAUCAACGACGCAACCGUGGGCAGUGACCCAAGGAGGGUCCGUGGCCCAACCGUGGGCAAUGACCCAACGAUGAUCAAUGAGCCAAUAAUGAGCAAUGAUCCAAUGAUGAGCAAUGAUCCAAUGAUGGGCAAUGAUCCAAUGAUGGGCAAUGAUCCAAUGAUGAUCAAUGAUCCAAUGAUGGGCAAUGACCCAAGGAGGUUCCAUGACCCAACAAUGGUCAAUGAUCCUAUAACAGUCCACGACCCAACGAUGAUCAAUGAUCCAGUGAUGGGCAAUGAUCCAAUGAUGGGCAAUGACCCAAGGAGGGUCCGUGACCCAACCAUGGUUAAUGACCCAACGACGAUCAAUGACCCAAGGAGGUUCCAUGACCCUACCGUGGUCAAUGACCCAAUGAUGAUCAAUGACCCAAUGAUGAUCAAUGAUCCAAUGAUGAUCAAUGAUUCAAUGAUGAUCAAUGACCCAAUGAUGAUCAAUGAUCCAAGGAGGUUCCAUGACCCAACCACGGUCAAUGAUCCAACCAUGGUCAAUGACCCAACGACGAUCAAUGAUCCAAGGAGGGUCCAUGGCCCAACCAUGGUCAAUGACCCAAUGAUGAUCAAUGACCCAAUGAUGGUCAAUGACCCAAGGAGGUUCCAUGACCCAACAAUGGUCAAUGAUCCUAUAACAGUCCACGACCCAACGAUGAUCAAUGAUCCAAGGAGGUUUCAUGACCCAACACUGGUCAAUGAUCCUAUGAUGAUCAAUGACCCAAUGACG